Messenger RNA from Pogona vitticeps (central bearded dragon), 868 nucleotides. The record is from RefSeq and is a predicted model, not a curated record. NCBI's taxonomy places the organism in Eukaryota, Metazoa, Chordata, Lepidosauria, Squamata, Agamidae.
CGGAGAGCGCGGCGUCAGCGCCUGGGAGGGGAGGGGAGGCGGGCCGUCGUCUUCUCGCCCGGCGGAGCCACCGAGGACAGCAGCAGCAGCAGCAUGGCGGGGAGGCGGGUGGCGCUUAUCCUGGCCGGCUGCGGCGUUUUCGACGGGAGCGAGAUCCACGAGGCCUCGGCGGUGCUUGUUCACCUCAGCAGAGCGGGAGCCGAGGUUAAGAUAUUUGCGCCAAAUAUUGAGCAAAUGCACGUUGUUGAUCAUUUAAAAGGUAGUCCAAGUGAAGAGAAGAGAAAUGUUUUAGUGGAAAGUGCCCGGCUUGCAAGAGGUAACAUCCAGGAUUUGGCAGACCUGAAUGUUGGUGAAUUUGAUGCAGUCAUUUUCCCAGGGGGCUUUGGGGUGGCCAAGAACCUGUGCUCCUGGGCCGUGGAAGGAAAGAACUGCACUGUCAAUGCACAGGUGAAGUCCACCCUUGAGGCUUUCCACAAUGCAAAAAAACCCAUUGGUCUGUGCUGUAUUUCUCCUGUGCUGGCGGCAAAAGUCUUUCCAGGCUGUGAAGUCACCGUUGGCCAGAAUAAAAACAUAGAUGGAAGAUUUCCUGAUGCUGAAACAGCAUCUGCAAUAGAGGAACUUGGAUGCAAGCACAUUUGUAAAGAUGUGAAUGAAGCCCAUGUGGAUUCUACCAACAAGAUAGUCACUACUUGUGCGUUCAUGUGCAAGGCUCCUUUGCAUGAGAUUUUUGAUGGAAUUGGAGCCAUGGUCACUGAGGUUCUCAAACUUGCAUAAAUGAACAGCAGGAAGCCAGCAGGGAGCGGCUUGCUUAUAAACUUAGUGUGGUUGAAUUAACAGUACGUAUUAAUAAAAUGCUGAGUUUAGUGUU